Messenger RNA from Lobosporangium transversale, 3533 nucleotides. RefSeq lists its product as hypothetical. Bases 136 to 3396 code for a protein of 1086 amino acids. The record is from RefSeq and is a predicted model, not a curated record. The transcript is spliced from 8 exons. Lineage: Eukaryota; Fungi; Mortierellomycota; Mortierellomycetes; Mortierellales; Mortierellaceae. Gene Ontology annotation, molecular function: protein binding.
UUAUUAUUAUAAAAGGCACACGCAUUCACGUUCACGUUCACAUCCACACCCACGAACACAGUCCUGUAAACGGUUUUCCUCUUUCAUCACCAUCUUUUUUCCACAAUAAGGCCACGGUAGAAUCAAGACUAUAGCAUGCCUGCUCCACGUUACAUUGCGCAUCAUUCUUAUGGCGCCGAAAAAGACGAUGAAUUGACCCUUGAGGUUGGAGACAUUGUUGUCGUUUCGGACCAAACGGAUGAAGGAUGGUGGGUGGGCGAGAAAGAAAAAGAUGGCAGCGCUGGCUGGUUUCCAUCUAAUUUUGUAGAGCCCUACGAGGAGGAGGUUUCAGCCCCAGCCCCAACCUCAGCCUCAGCUCCGGUUCCAGUUGCUUCAGUUCCUGCAGCUUCGGAAGAAACCGCACCCGAAACCGCACCUGCACCUGCACCUGCACCUGCACCUGCACCUGCACCUGCGCAGACACAGGAUCCUACUGCCUCAGAGGAAGCACCAGCAGCACCUAAAAAUGAAGGACCUGUCCUUGCACGCGUGGAAUAUGACUACGAAGCAAAGGAGUCUGGGGAACUGUCGUUGGAGACGGGCCGCGUGGUCACCAUUCUUGAUUCGAGUGAUCCUGCAUGGUGGAAGGGUGAUCUGAACGGCAGGAUUGGUGUUUUCCCAAGCAAUUACGUCAAACUCAUCGAAAACAAAGAGGAUGGCGAUAGCGAUAAACCGACAAAAUUCAAACUGGCUGCAUUCGGCGUCAAGCAAGGAGGACUUGGUUCUCUUUUUGCAGGAGGCGUCAUCCCGGGAUUGAAAAAGACGGGGAAUUUGAAAAAGCUGGGUGGCAUUGAGCCAGGUAAUCCUACUGGAGCUGAGGCUGCCCCUGUCCUUGUUCCUGCUCCUGCUCAUGCUCCUGCUCAUGCUCCUGCUCAUGCUCCUGCUCAUGCUCCUGCUCAUGCUCCUGCUCAUGCUCCUGCUCAUGCUCCUGCUCAUGCUCCUGCUCAUGCUCCUGCUCAUGCUCCUGCUCAUGCUCCUGCUCAUGCUCCUGCUCCUGCUCAUGUCCCUGCUCAUGCCCCAACUUCGGUCCCUGUUCAUGGUGUAGGUGCCGGAACAGGCAGCACAUCCAGACGGACUUCAGUGGAUGAGCCACGCUCUCCAGGCUUUAGCGCUCGUAACGCUUCAGCUGCAAAACUUAUCCCACCAGUCGCAGAGGAGGUGCUUGCACCGCUGAUCAAUAAUCCUAUACGUGCUACUCCUCCAGCCCCUCCAGUUCCAGCUCCUUCGGCUCCUCUAGGUCCCCCAGUUCAUCCAGUCGAGGAAGUUGCUGCUUCCCCCGAGCCACGUAUCCCUAGCCGAGCCAAAAAGCCCAAAGCCAAGCAAAUUAAGGCGCUCGUUAUGUAUGAAUACACCGCACAAGAAGAUGACGAGAUUUCGUUGAUCAAGGGAUCAACAGUAGUGGUGACGGACAAGAUGGGAGACGAAGGCUGGUGGUGUGGCAGGAAUGAGCAAGGUGAAAGUGGCAACUUUCCAUCGGAUUUUGUUCAGGAGAUCAAGGAAGAACCAGCCCAGCCCUCUACCGCCAUACCCAUAUCCCCAACUCCAGCUCCCGCCCCAGCUCCAGUCCCUGUCAGCACUCUCCCUGAGCCAACAGCCACUGUUCACCAUGAAGAGCCACCAAAGUCACCGGUGCACUCUCGUCCACCCCUUCAUGCUCCUGUCGCAUUGCCUCCAAUCCCUUCAGAAUCUGGGCAUGCAAGGACUGAAGUGCCCACAGUGACACCACCACCUGUUGCCCGUGCUUCACGACCUCCUUCUAUGAUUGCAUCGCCUGGAGCCUCGUCAACACUAUCGAACGAUGGACCACCAUUGCCCUCUUCUCCCCCACCAAGAAGAGCAUCUUUGGCGUCUCGUUCCAGCAGCCGUGAUUAUCCAGUAUCACCACGCUUAGUCUCCGCGCCUUUGGCCCUUAAUCCUGAACCAUUGUCUCCCACGGCUGCAGCUGUCAGCGCUACUGGUGUUGGUCAAGGUAAUUCUCGACCCAAUACCGCACCGCGACCUCAUAAGCCCAUUCCUGAGGCACCUGAGGCAGAAACAAAGGCAAUUCAUCAUGAGCCUCAGUCACAAGAAGAUGCUGAGCCCACUAGCCCUACUAGCACUCAAUCGAACCAAAAUUCGUAUAUUUUACCAACACCUGUGGCGCGAAACAGGUCUCUGCCUCCUUUAGCAAGACCGCCUUCAAUUCACCAAGCGGGUGAGAAAAGGAAGUCAGUUGUGCUUCCACACUCUGCAACAUUGCCUCCUGUUCCUAGCGAGCCAGAAGAAGUGUUCGCUCAGGCUCAUGAAGUGCAUGCGAUUCUUGAAGAGGAAAAAGAAGAGCAAGAAGUCCCUGCGGUUCCUAAGGAGGAAAAGGAGGAAAAGGAGGAACACGAGUCAACUAAGGAAUCAGUGCCGGAGGUAGAGCCUCAUCAGGAGGAGCGACAUGUACACGUUGAGUCGCCAGAGACUAUUCGCGCAGAGUCACAGGAACCGGAAAUGGACGUUGCUCAUGAUAAACUCCAAAAGGAGUCAGCUACAGAGGUCGCCGAGCAGAAUUCUGAAGGGCAUCAUACCCCAGAUGCACCGUCUUCUGUAGAUGCUGCAUCUCAUACUGAUGUACCCGCUGCAGUAACACCGGAUGUCGAUACCAACAAGGAGCGUCAUGCAGUAGAGGAUAGCGAGGAUCAGGUUGUUGAAGAACAAGCAAAGGAGCCUGUGGUUGAGAAACCCAAGCUCCCUGAAAUUGAGAAUUCGGGGCCAGCUUUGAGCCAUGCUUCAAGGCCACGUCCAGCCAAGGGCCGUAAACUUCCCUCAGCACCUGUACCCAAUCCUGAGGCUAGCUUUGUCGCACAGUUGGAGGCUGAAGUCAAGGCUGCGCCCAUCCCUGAAGAAGUAAAACCAGAGCCUACACCUACACCUGUUUCAGAGAAGACAGCGCCUCCACCUCCACCCAAGCCUGUUAAACCUAUUUUCCAAAAGUUUCCUACCCCAUUUGCAGGAGCACAACCAUCCUCUGUUGCUCUACGACCAACGGGUCGCCGCGUAGGAUCAGGAAACGAGUCCCCUCAGGGUAGUGUUGGAUCAGCAAGUUCAUCGGCAGCGACGGAUUCUGCUGGCUCCACACCUGCAACGGGAUCACCUGCGGGGGCCCCACCACCAGCUGGCGGUGUCAAAUCACUCAGCUCAAGAUUCGGUCAGUUCCAGGGUGUUCCUACAACGGGUGGCAACAAUGCAGUACUGGAACUCGAGAUUGCCAAACUGCGACGAUGGAUGACAGAAGAGCUAGAUCGAGUUAAGAAGGAGCUUUCAGACGAGCGUGAGAGUCGAGAGAAGCUGGAGGCCGAAGUUAAUCAACUCAAAGCACAAUUGCAAGGAUAAGAAGGGUAGGGAAAAAAGAAAAAAAGAAAAAAAACGUAGAAGCCUACAAUUACAACAAUAAUAAUAAACUAGAAAAGUGCGAGUAAGCGUGGGAUACUUGUCUAAUCUAAGCCACACACAUGGUAAUUUCACUGCCA